GGAGGUGGGGUGCCUCUACCCGAGAAAAAGUUCGACUGGGUAAUGGACAAAGCAAAGUCGGACUCUCGCUGCUUCAUCAUUUUGGCCCGGUGCCUGUACAAGGACGAGGCCCUGGUCAACAGGAGCGUCACGGACCAGCCCUCCAGGCGCAACCUAAAGCAUGGUGCUGUGAAACAAAAGCCUAUCACACCAGCCAAAGUGGAUGCAAUCAAAGUUGGCUUAUCUCAAUAUGUGAAGAGGCACCAAACCAGUGCACCCGAUGACAAUCGGAUCGGCGAAGCCCGCACUCAACUUUCCAACUUCUUCAGUGAGAAGAAUCGACCUUCCAAGGCCGAAAAGUGCCCACAGGUGCCCCUGACACCUCCUGUGUCCUUGGGGUCUCCGAAUGAAAAAUAG
This is a messenger RNA of Ixodes scapularis (black-legged tick), 396 nucleotides long. RefSeq lists its product as uncharacterized. The transcript is spliced from 2 exons. Lineage: Eukaryota; Metazoa; Arthropoda; Arachnida; Ixodida; Ixodidae. The record is from RefSeq and is a predicted model, not a curated record. The annotation marks the transcript as partial.